Messenger RNA from Suillus discolor, 654 nucleotides. RefSeq lists its product as uncharacterized. The transcript has 5 exons. The coding region runs from base 56 to 562 and encodes 168 amino acids. The record is from RefSeq and is a predicted model, not a curated record. NCBI's taxonomy places the organism in Eukaryota, Fungi, Basidiomycota, Agaricomycetes, Boletales, Suillaceae.
ACGCAGUCCCCUUAUUUGAAACCUCUUUCAUCAACAUUCACGACUACGAGCAAAGAUGGCAGACUUUAUUCAGGCACUUGACCCAGGGAAACUACUACUCGCAGAGACAGCGCUGGCCUUCAUAAUCAGUCCUUUUACUGUCCCAGCAUACAACUUGCCCAUCUUCCUCUUCGGUUCGUAUGUACAGGAGAGCAGCGACGCGGCACAGUCGCUGACUUUGUUUGCGGGCUUGUUGUCGUUUUCGAUAUUCUAUGACGUACUGUGGAUGAUCAAGAAUGACCAAGGUGGCUUCCUUAGGUUCCUUACUGUCGUCCUUUUACUGUUGAAGAUACCAACCACUGGUGCUUUUUUGGUUGCCAUGCGUCAACGCGGGGGACAGUUCCCGGGCCUCGGAACUGAUAUCCAUGGUCCUACGGUUUGGUCCAUGCCUGGGGGUUUCACCUCCGGUGGCCGGGAUGGCUACCAGACGGUGGAUGACGACACCCCACGUGCUCCGUCAAAAGUUAGCUCUGUUCCAGCACCACAGCCUGCCAACCAGUCCGGCGCAUACCAGUCUGUUUGAAGAUCAGUUGGAAACUUGGUGCUGAGGUGGUUUGGCGCUAUGAAUUAUAUGUUGUAUGAUGUUUGAAAAUAGACAUCUGAUUUGGAAUGUUU